UCUUCUUAUUAGCUCUGCCACCAUCCUCUCUCUCUUUAUAUCUCCACCUUUUGAUUCAUAUUUUCUCUCACAAUUUUGUAUUUUUCCUAUCAGCCAAACAAAAACCUUUCUUCUGCCCCAAAGAAAAUAAUGAAAAAAUGGUGGGACUGAGUGUUGUUCUGGAGAAUCAAAACAGUAGUAAUAUAAUCAGUAAGAAAUCCCCACAACUAAUCAGCAAAACAACCAUGUUUUCUUCUUCUCCAUCUUCGUGUUCAUCACUUCCUUCCUUCCUUGAACGUUGUUUUCUUUGCAAAAAAAAGCUUUUACCUGGAAAAGACAUCUACAUGUACAAAGGGGAUAGGGGAUUUUGCAGCGUGGAGUGCAGGUGCAGGCAAAUUUUCAUGGAUGAAGAAGAAACUGUGAAUAAAGAAAAGUUUUGUUUGGAUUCUAGGAAAAUGAAGCCUUCUUCUCCUCCUUUUUCUCCUUCAGGUUCUCGCCAUCAUCGCAAAGCUUACUGAGAAAGACGAAACUAAUGGAGCUGCCAACUGCCAAGAAUGAAAAAAAAGUUUUUUUAGGUUAAUUUCAAUUGUAUUUUCU
This is a messenger RNA of Hibiscus syriacus, 576 nucleotides long. Its product is annotated as FCS-Like Zinc finger 15-like. The transcript has 2 exons. NCBI's taxonomy places the organism in Eukaryota, Viridiplantae, Streptophyta, Magnoliopsida, Malvales, Malvaceae. The record is from RefSeq and is a predicted model, not a curated record. Bases 138 to 497 code for a protein of 119 amino acids.